GUGUGGGACAUUGACAGUUGAAAGUCCAUUCACAACACGCCAUACAGACAACAAACUUGCAAUUUGGAGACAUCCUUUUCGUGUACCUUGCGUAACUAAGUAGUUUGACAAACUGAAUUGCGCACGAAUGUUUUGGUCGUAGCUUCAAGAAUUUGCCAUGAUCACACCCCCAAUUACCUACAAAUCCGAUUAGAAAGACUUCUAAUAAAUUUAUAAACAAAUCGUACAUGAAUAGGAGCCUAUGUGCCUCUUUGGUACUUGGGGUAAGCUCAUUUUAAAUCGCACUGUGGGUUGCUCCCAGAUCUCCCUCUGAUGGUAGAGGUCAACCUCUGAAUAAGAACCUUGAAGAAAGUUUUACUCUCUCGCACGGUAGGUGUCAAUUCUCUUGCUAAUGAGUAGCUUGGUAAUGGUCCUGAUCCAGAGUAAUAUGGGGGUCAUUACACUUACCACUGAAUGAGAAUAGGCUCGGAGACUUCGAGCUUUGGGCGCCUCAUUAUGCUAACGUAUCGUCAGGACUCGACGGAGAGUGUGAAUGGGUAGACUACUUAAAAGUUUGAACAAAAUAAGGGGAGGGGUAUUUAGUGGGAGAGGACUCAAAUUUCGGUGGAGACAAAAUUCCAGAUCCUUUCCCUCUACAGGAGCAAAUGUAAAAGCAGUGAAACGUACUACCGCUCCUUCUGGAUAGGCUACCAUCCCGCUGGACAAAUUGACUAGAUUAUAGGCCUACUUUGAAGAAGCGCACCAGAGGUACAAUUGUAGUGACUAUCUCAGGAAAACGACAGGAUAUUACACAGACAUGGCUACUGGACCCUUUGCAAGGAUUGUUCUGCUCCUUUUGUAUGUCAUGGUUUUAUCUACGACUGUGCAAAGUCGUGCGUUUCUGAGCGCACCAAUGGAAUCUGUCAGUGAAAACAGUAAUUUGCGGAUUAGCGCGCACAAGCGUCCUCGUCGUGAAAGCGUGGGUUUGGAUACGGAGCAGUGUGCUUUACUGACCAACCCGUGGAUUGAGACUACCGGACCGGUCAACAGCCAGGAGCCAUUCUAUCGCAUCAGGGUUCAUCCGAGGUCGGAGGAGAAUGCGCCGCGGACUAUGUUUCCCGAACAGUCACUAUUCCGCUUUAUUAAACGGAUAUAUCAGUGUUGCCAAAUGGGAUACCACUGCGGAAGCGUUAAGGGGAUUCAGGGACGACUGCAUGGUACGGCUCUGGAGUUCAUUCUCAGCCACGACGUUUUGUCUGUUUCUGUUAUUGGGGCUGAACUGCACCUCCAAGUCUCAAAUCCUCAGCAUCUACAGGUGGACCCAGUAAUACUUUACCUGGACAAACGCAGUCUCCCCACUAGGUACAACUCCCGGGCAAGUGCCGAGUCCGUCGUGGAGAUGAAGCUAGACCUUCUCUUCUUCUUCCAGGCUUUGCAGAAGGCCAUGGGAGGGGCGCAGGGAGGCCCCGGCCCCGGGCUCCGCCUGAUCAACAUGAGGCAAGUGGGGGGGCUGUCCAGGCUGGAGGCCACUUCAGAGCCCUGGGCCAGGGCCCAGACACUGCAGGAUGCGGAGGGCAUGGCGUGGGGGGCAGGGGAGAAUGGCGGUCGGGACAGUGGCGGAGGCCCAUUGCAGGAGGUCGUGGAGCUGGGCUUUGCCCUGCGCUGCAGGAGAGGGGAAGAGGCUGUGUCGUGCAGGGCCAAUGGAGUGAGGCUGCAGCAUGCACCUUUUAUCACACUCUCGUACAGAUAGGGAUCCAACCAACGACCCCCCCCAAAAAAAGGCUGAACCAUGGGGGGGUUGUGUAACUGCUGUUAAAACACACACACACACACACACACACACACACACACACACACACACACACACACACACACACACACACACACACACACACACACACACGCGCGCACACACACACACAGAGGCUUAAGAUGGAAGGGCAGUGCAUAAGUGCCCAACCGCUAAAGUCCUGGGGGACAUUCUCCUUUUUCUUCCCGCAACAACUGGUUUAAUGGCCAAUGAAUGUCUCACCAACCAUUAUGGCCUUUAACACUUCUCCCUGAAUGCUUGCCUUUGUCUCCCAGCCCACUGGUGGUAAGCUGCUGCUAAAUAUAUGUGGACUUUUAUAGUGCCCAUUUUGAUGGGUGUUUCUUGUGCACUUCUACAAAGGUUGAAUAUAUUAACUUAUAUUGGUGUUGUUUUGUGAGGAAAAGAUGUCAUCACACUGUUUGUAAGCACAUGGUUUUAUAUUAAUGUUUCUUUUUUAACAGAACAGCGUGGUUAUAUCUUCAGAUGUUAAAGGAAAACAUGUAAACUUGUAAAUAAAUGUAUUAUU
Engraulis encrasicolus (European anchovy) is the source of this 2315-nucleotide messenger RNA. RefSeq lists its product as uncharacterized. The coding region runs from base 797 to 1729 and encodes 310 amino acids. Lineage: Eukaryota; Metazoa; Chordata; Actinopteri; Clupeiformes; Engraulidae. The transcript is spliced from 3 exons. The record is from RefSeq and is a predicted model, not a curated record.